AUGAAGCCAGCAAAAAUACUAUGAUUGUUCAGAAGGAAGGUAUCUAUAACAGUGUAACCUUUUAUAUGACUACGAAGGGCUCCAAAAAUGUCGACCACUGGUACACUUAGUAACUAUUAUGUGGACUCUAUAAUAGGGCACGAAGCAGAGGACGUGUAUGGGGCUCGCUUUGUCCAAGGAGCACACAGCACGACCUCAAGGCCAUCAGGUGUAGCAGAUAAUGCUGAUUUUUCGUCCUGCAGCUUUGCCCCCAAGUCCGCCGUCUUUCCCACGUCUUGGUCGUCGGUUCACCCUCAGUCGACAGCCGCAGUAUCAGGGAUUUAUCAUCCCUACGUGCACCAGUCUCACCUUGCUGCCACGGACGGCAGAUACGUACGGUCCUGGAUAGAGCCCCUCUCCAACUCGGUUUCUUUUUCCGGCUUUCAUCCAAACCCUCGGCAUUACGGGACAAAGCCAGAAAGUCUGCCUUCUAAAAGGACAGAGUGUUCUUCUUUUGAGGCACAAACUCCAACUCUUCCCGACUUCACGAGCGGGGCAUUUUCAGAAAGCAAGGUUAAAGGCACCAAAGAAGCCACUGGCAGCGACAUUUCGAAUCACAGCGAGCCCAAAGAGGACAAGACGCAGCAACUUGACCCAAGCAACCCUGCGGCAAAUUGGAUCCAUGCACGUUCCACAAGGAAGAAGCGGUGUCCUUAUACAAAAUAUCAGACAUUAGAACUGGAAAAAGAAUUUCUUUAUAACAUGUACCUCACAAGAGACCGUCGAUACGAAGUUGCUAGAAUUUUGAAUUUAACCGAAAGGCAGGUAAAAAUCUGGUUCCAAAACAGAAGAAUGAAAAUGAAAAAGAUGAACAGAGAAAAGGGCACUAAGGAGCAACACUGACUAACCCGGGAAUGAAAACUGCAGUGCACUGGACUAUGUAGUGCUUCAUCUUUGAUGUAAAUGUGGUCACGCCAUGUGCUAGAAUAAACUUUAAUAGGAGCCUGUGUAUUAAA
This is a messenger RNA of Lepisosteus oculatus (spotted gar), 995 nucleotides long. It is a transcript of the gene hoxd9a, whose product is annotated as homeobox D9a. The record is from RefSeq and is a predicted model, not a curated record. Gene Ontology annotation, cellular component: nucleus. Gene Ontology annotation, biological process: proximal/distal pattern formation; regulation of transcription by RNA polymerase II; anterior/posterior pattern specification. Lineage: Eukaryota; Metazoa; Chordata; Actinopteri; Semionotiformes; Lepisosteidae. Gene Ontology annotation, molecular function: RNA polymerase II cis-regulatory region sequence-specific DNA binding; DNA-binding transcription factor activity, RNA polymerase II-specific.